AUCUCCUCUUCCUCUUCCUUUUCCCCAAUUUCCGAUUCCAUGGCGGAUUCUCAGCUCCGGCGACCCACAGCUUCCCCGUCCGAUAACCCUCCUUCCACUACUCAACUCUUCCCACUUCUUCUUACUCUGUUACCCAUCGCCGCCUUCCUCCUUUUCCUCGCCGGAAUCUCCUUCAUCGGAACCGUCGUUGGCUUGGCCGUUGUGUCUCCACUUUUUGUCAUUUUCAGCCCCAUUUUGGUCCCUGCCGCCGUCGCUGUCGCCUUGGCGGUCGCCGGAUUUCUCACCUCCGGAGCUUUUGGGGUCACGGCGUUAUCUUCUCUGUCCUUGAUGGCCAACAUUUUACGACGGUCAGGAGAUACCCUUCAGCUCCAGCAGGCUAAGCAAUGGGUCCGUGAAACGGCGUCGCAUGAGGAAGUUCAAACCAAGACUGAAGAAGUGGGCCCGGCCCAGGAAGGAGGAAGGACUGAACAAGGUGGUCAGGCCCAAGCGAAAGGUACCGAUAAAAAUGGAGCGGCCCAAGAAGGGUCUAAGGCCCAAGAAAGUGGGAAGGCCCAAGAAGGUGAGAAGGCCCAAGGAGGAAAGAAAUGAUAAUGUGAGCCCAUUGAACUACGGAUGGCCCAACUAGGAUCAAGUUUUUGCACUUCAUAUUUAAUUAAUUUAAUAAUUUUGGAAUUCUUAGUAUUUCGAGUAG
Messenger RNA from Cucurbita pepo subsp. pepo (vegetable marrow), 691 nucleotides. NCBI's taxonomy places the organism in Eukaryota, Viridiplantae, Streptophyta, Magnoliopsida, Cucurbitales, Cucurbitaceae. The record is from RefSeq and is a predicted model, not a curated record.